Manduca sexta (tobacco hornworm) is the source of this 9739-nucleotide messenger RNA. Its product is annotated as ankyrin-3. Gene Ontology annotation, biological process: lipid transport; lipoprotein metabolic process. Gene Ontology annotation, cellular component: extracellular region. The transcript has 35 exons. The record is from RefSeq and is a predicted model, not a curated record. Gene Ontology annotation, molecular function: protein binding; lipid binding. Lineage: Eukaryota; Metazoa; Arthropoda; Insecta; Lepidoptera; Sphingidae. Bases 167 to 7825 code for a protein of 2552 amino acids.
UCGCGCUCAAUGCGUCGGCCACUGCGACGCGUCGUGAGUUGUGACGGUCGUUUGUCUAUGGGAGUGUUCGCUCGUAUCGAAUUUGUGAGAAAUUAUUUCAUGUCCAGUGAUAUAGGCGUUAUUAUUACAUAUCUCGCAUGACAGUGAAUAAAAAAAUAGUUUAAACAUGGCGUUGGAGGGUGUAAAAAGUGAAAAAAGUGAAGAAAACAACGGCAACGUACCAGACGGCAAGGCGAACGGGAUCGACAACAAAAGUAAACAGAUAGAGCCGAACACAGCGUUCCUGCGAGCGGCGCGGGCCGGCCAGCUCGACACAGUCGUCGACCUGCUAGACUCGGGCGCUGUCAAGGACAUAAACACAUGUAACUCGAAUGGUCUAAACGCCCUCCACCUUGCCGCUAAAGAUGGUCACAUAUCCGUAGUAGAAGAACUACUCAAACGCGGCGCUACAGUCGACGCUGCUACCAAAAAAGGCAACACAGCACUCCACAUAGCAUGUCUCGCGGGCCAAGAGUCAGUGGCGCGGGCGCUGCUAGCCGCGGGGGCGAAGGCGGACGCGCAGUCCGCCGCAGGCUUCACUCCCCUGUAUAUGGCGGCGCAGGAGAACCAUGCAGGAUGCGUCAAGAUGCUACUGGCCGCUGGUGCCAGCCAGACUUUAGCUACAGAGGAUGGAUUCACUCCGCUAGCAGUGGCGAUGCAACAGGGUCACGACAGAGUCGUAGCGGAGCUGCUGGAAUCCGACACGAGGGGCAAGGUCCGCUUGCCAGCGCUACAUAUCGCCGCCAAGAAGAACGACGUCAAAGCAGCCACGCUUUUAUUAGAGAACGAACACAACCCCGACGCGUGCUCGAAGUCUGGGUUCACUCCCCUCCACAUCGCUGCCCACUACGGCAACGUGGGUGUCGCUAAGGCGCUGCUCGCCGCCGGCGCAGACUCUGGCCGCGCUGCCAAACACAACAUCACGCCGCUGCAUGUUGCUAGCAAGUGGGGACAGCUUGCGAUGGUCGAUUUGCUUGUGGAAAAUGGUGCCAACAUAGCGGCAGUAACUCGUGACGGUCUGACGCCCCUGCACUGCGCGGCGCGGUCGGGCCACAGCAACGUGGUGUCGCGGCUGCUGCAGCACGGCGCGCCCAUCACCAGCAAGACCAAGAACGGGCUGACCCCUCUCCACAUGUCCGUGCAAGGCGAACACGUGGAGACGGCCAAAGUGUUGCUGGCAGAGGGCGCGCCCAUCGAUGACGUCACCGUCGAUUACCUCACGGCGUUGCACGUAGCUGCACAUUGUGGACAUGUCAAGGUUGCUAAACUUCUCUUGGACAGAAAUGCCGACGCGAAUGCUCGAGCAUUAAAUGGGUUCACACCACUUCAUAUAGCUUGCAAGAAGAACAGGCUCAAAGUGGUCGAGUUAUUGCUCAAAUAUGGUGCAAGCAAGUCGGCGACGACGGAGUCGGGUCUGACGGCGCUGCACGUGGCGUCGUUCAUGGGGUGCAUGAAUGUAGCGCUGGUGCUGGUGGGUGCGGGCGCGGGCGCGGACGCGGCGACGGCGCGCGGGGAGACGCCGCUGCACCUCGCGGCGCGUGCGCACCAGACCGACCUCGUGCGCGUGCUGCUGCGGAACGGCGCGCGGGUCGAUGCAAAAGCCCGCGAAGACCAAACUCCCCUCCACGUGGCAGCAAGACUUGGUCACGCAGACAUCGCGGCACUCUUACUACAACAUGGCGCCGACGUUGCCGCUGCCACCAAGGACCGGUACACACCGCUGCACAUCGCUGCUAAAGAAGGCAAGGAAGAAGUAGCAGCCAUCCUCCUCGACCACAACGCGCCGAUCGAAGCCGAGACUCGUAAAGGGUUCACGCCGCUGCACCUGGCGGCGAAGUACGGCGACAUCGGCGUGGCGCGCCUGCUGCUGGCGCGCGGCGCGCAGCCCGACGCGCCCGGCAAGAGCCACAUCACGCCGCUGCACAUGGCCACUUACUACGGACACCCCGAUAUAGCCCUACUGCUCUUGGAUAAAGGAGCAUCACCGCACUCGCUGGCAAAGAACGGACACUCAGCUCUUCACAUCGCUUGUCGACACAACCACCCGGAUAUCGCGUUCGCAUUACUCGAACAUGAUGCGGAUCCAGGAGUUAAAUCGAAGGCAGGUUUCACGCCGCUGCACAUGGCGGCGCAGGAGGGACACGAGGAUUGCGUCGAGAUGCUCAUUGAAAGAGGAGCUGAUGUUAAUGUUCCGGCUAAUAAUGGUCUGACGCCGGUGCACCUCGCCGCGGCGGAGGGGCGCACGCGCGUGCUGGGCGCGGCGCUGGCGGCGGGCGGGCGCGUGGGCGCGCGCACGCGCGACGGCUACACGCCGCUGCACGCCGCCGCGCACCACGGACACCACGCCGCCGCCAAGGUGCUGCUCGACGCCGAGGCGGACGUCUCUGCCAGGGCUGCGCAUGGAUUCACACCGUUGCAUCAAGCCGCACAACAAGGCCACACUCUCAUCAUUCAGCUGUUAUUGAAGAACAAUGCCGAUCCGAACGCUUUGUCCGCUACUGGACAAACUCCGUGUGCGAUCGCUGACCGCCUUGGAUACAUCAGCGCUGUUGAAGCUCUACGACCUGUUACUGAGAAUACACUCAGCCAAGCUGUAGGCGAUACUGGUGGGUUGGAAGGAAAAUACCGCGUCGCAGCGCCUGAGCUCAUGCAGGAUACGUUCAUGAGCGACUCGGAAGACGAAGGAGGUGAAGUAGAGUGCCCAAUCCAGCAGCAACAGCAAUACCGCUACAUGAAUAGCGAGGCGGGCACACUGCACCGGGCCAAGCCGCUCGAGGACAGCGUCACCGAUGGCCACCUCUGGCCAAGCAACAAUGACAGAAAGGUGGCCACCAUCGAGCGACAGCCCGUGGACAUCGGGUUCUUGGUGUCGUUCGUGGUGGAUGCGCGUGGUGGCGCCAUGAAGGCGAAGCGUCGCGGCGGCGUGCGCAUCAUCGUACCACCCGCCGCCUGCGCAGCUCCCACACGAGUCACUUGCAGAGCCGCCACACGCAGGGCCCCGGCGGCGGCGCCCCCUCCACUUAUGGAAGGAGAGGCGCUCGCCUCGCGACUGCUGGAACUGCAACCACAAGGCGCGAAAUUCUUGGCUCCUGUAAUCAUCGAGGUCCCGAUAUUCACGUCGUCAUGUCCGGAGCGCGAGAUCGUGAUCCUGCGCUCCGACAACGGCGAGACCUGGCAGGACCACUACCUCCACAACAACGACAACCCCAUGAUACAGGAGGCACUGCAGCGCGAGCGGCAAGAGUUCGGUCCGUCGGGCGAGGCGGUGGGCGAGAGCGGCGAGCGCGUGACGCGCAUCGUGACGUGCGAGUUCCCGCACUACCUGGCGUGCGUGUCGCGCGUGCGCCAGGAGGUGCACGUCAUCGGGCCCGACGGCGGCGCCGUCUCCAGCGCGCACAUCGCACAGGUGCAAGCGGUGUUCCCGCCAGCGGCACUGACGAAGCGAAUCCGCGUGGGACUGCAAGCUCACGGCGCGAGCACGGCGGCCGUGCAGCGCGUGUUGCCGCGUCACGCCGCCGUGUCACCCGUCGUCACGGUGGAGCCGCGCCGCCGCAAGUUCCAUCGCUCCAUCACGCUCACUGUACCGCUGCCACCUUCACCUACCGGCGAACGCGCGUCGACAUCGAACCUGCGGCUCCUGUGCUCCAUAAUGGGCGGGCAGGCGCGCGCCGUGUGGGAGGACGUCACCGGCUCCACGCCGCUCACCAUCACCGACGACUGCGCGUCGUUCACCACCACCGUGUCCGCCAGAUUCUGGCUGAUGAAUUGCCAGAACGUAAGCGAUGCUACAAAAUUGGCAACUGAAUUAUAUAGGGAAAUGUUGCUUGUUCCAUUUGAGGUUCGCAUCGUAGUUCUGGGCAAGCGACUGGACGCGCUGGAGGGCAGGCUUCUCGUGAUGACCAUCACAGACAGAUACGCAUACGAUACGUUGCUGCAACAGGAGCACUACACAGAGGUGGCCCAUUCGACUUCGGUGAAAUUCUUAGACGGCAAAGACGUAUAUUUGGAAUUCUCUGGCAACCUUGUGCCAGUCACCAAAUCGGGAAGCCAGCCCAUGCUUACAUUCGAGGCUUUCAAAGACAACAGAGUGGAGUUCACGGUGCGAGUGAAACACCACGAGGAGAGUCCGUCCGGAAGGAUUUACUUCAUGAAUGAACCUAAGGUGCCAAAGGGCGAGCAGUCGCAGACGCCGACGUGCGUGCUCGACGUGGAGCUGCCCGAGCGCAUCGCGCCGCGCGCCGGCAAGAGCCAGCUCGACUACCUCAACCUCGACCAGUCAGGCUUCGACGCGCUCAAAGACGAGCUGAGCUUCCACUGGGGCGAGCACAACAACAGCCUCGGGCCCGGCUCGCUGCCUUACCACGAUAGACAAGUCAACGGACAUGAUAAAAUUGUAACAAACGGUGAUGUUUUACAUCCAACAAAGGACACUGAUAGCAAAGAUACCAGACCUCAAGUCAAUGGUGAUACACUUCAUGUAGACUCUAACAAAGUUAAGGCUACGUUUGACUCAGACGAAGACAAAACCCCUCAGAGCACUCUAGAGAAAGGCAAGAAGAAGCCAGAAACCAGCUUCCUCGGUGGCCUCGCUGAUAAAGUUAAAAACGUAUUCGGUCACAGUGAAGAAAAAGAUGAUGAAGUCAAAGAAUCCUCCCCGAAACCUCAACCUAAACCGCGGGAGUCUAAAGAUAAAAGCCCACCUAAACCAGCUCCAAGGAUUAUCAACGAAGAAUUACUUGACAAAGUAGAGGAUAUGUUUAAGGACUUGCAUCAAAAACCACCACAAAAAGAUGACGAGGAUCCCGACAGUCAUUUAUACGCAACCAAAUUAGUUGUCGAAGAAGACGAAAAGUCUCCCGCCUUAAAAGAAGUAGAGGAACACAUUUACGAAGAAUACGCAAACAUGCAGCCUGUAGAUACACCAUUGUAUAACAAAAAGACAGAUCCAUUCCAAUUCUACGUCGGUUGUUGCGAAGGAAAAUUCAAGAAAGGGCAGAAACACCGACAUGACGAGACAUCCAAUUUAGUCGAUAGAAUAGAACAGGUUACUUUUGCCACGCACGAAAUUCAAAACGAAUUGGCUGAUGACAUCGGUAAAUUACAAAAGCGUAAGGAUGAUAUUAAACAGAAAUCAGUCGAUGUAAUUGAUGAGGUCGUUGUGAAAAGUGAAAAGAUCAAGGACGAUGUUAAAAACAAAGAGCAAGAAUUGAAAAAAAAUGCUACAAAUAAAAUCGAAGAAGUCCAGGGUGCUGUAGAUGAAAAAUUGAAUUCAUUAAAAGAAUCGGCUGAUAAACUGUACGAGGAUGUUGAUUCAAAAGCAUCAGUAAUAAAAACAAAUAUCAAUGAACAAAUUGAUGACGCUGGUGUAACUGCUAAAGAUGCAGCUGGCCAAGUACAAGUAACUGCAGGAAUUGUUAAUGAUAAAUUAAAAAUGAAAGCGCUAGCAAUGGACUUUGUAGCUAUGGAGCAAGCUGAGGAACUCAAAAAUAGAGCCAAUGAAAAAAUUGCACAAGCAAAAGGCUCCGCCGAGAAUUCAGCAGACCAUCUUAAACACAAGGCCCAUGAAAUUGGAUCAGAUCUGCAAGACAAAGCAAAUAAAGGUGCAAUUGCCGUAGGAGAUGUUAUUCAGAAUGCGCAAGACUCUUUAACUCAUAAAGCUCAAGAUAUAAAACAUGGUGCUACUGAAACCUCUGAAAAAGUUAAAGACUCCGCCAAAGAUAAACUACACGCCCUUGGUGAAUCAUUAGAUGGUGCUAAGCAGAAAUCUAAAAAGGCUGCUGCAGAUCUCAAAGCAGAAGCGCAUGAGGUAGAACAAGAAAUUAAGAAAGAAAAGAAGAAGAAGUCAAAACAAGGCAAGAACUUCUUUACUGGUUUAGUUCAUAACAUUUUUGGUGAGAAAGAAAAACUUGAGGAUGAAAUAAAAGGAAAAAUUGCUGAAGGAAAGGAAGUGGCUAGUGACUUAGCAGAGCAGGCGUCUGCUAAAAAGGACGAGAUUAAAGACAGCGUCGCUAAAAAAGAGGCAGAGGUCAAAGAAGCUGCUGAACAUGUGGCACAAACUGUACAAGAUAAAACAGCAGAAGCUGAAAAGGCUUUGCAAGAUAAAAAAGAUGAAGUAGGUAAAGCUGUUCACGAUAAAGUCGAUGAAGCCAAAAAAUCUGUUGAGGAAAAGUCUUCUGAAAUUAAAUCAUCGGUCGAAAUUAAAGUAAGUGAAGCUAAAGACACCAUUGUUGAUAAAACUAAUGAAGUAAAAGAUGCCGUUAAUGAAAAAGCCAGUGAAGCCAAAGACGUAGUUCAGAACAAAACUAACGAAAUCAGGGGUGCCAUUAUUGAUAAUAAAGAUGCUGUGUGUCAUAAAGCAAGUGAAAUUAAAGACGCUAUCCAUGAUACAGCUCAAGAUGCGAAAGACGCUGUUCAAGAUAAAGCUAACAAAGCCCAAGAAACCGUCGAAAAUAAGGCGAGUGAGGUAAAAAACGCCUUUGACGCUAAACAAACCGAAGUUAAAAAUGCCAUACUUGAUACUACUAGUCAAGUCCAGGAUGCUGCUAGUGAAGCUAAGGAUGCAGCUUAUAAAAAAACGAGUGAGAUAAAAGAUACGGUGCAAUCAAAAACUGUUGAAUUAAAAGAUGCUGCUUUUGAAAAAGGUAGUGAGAUCAGUGCUGCCAUUAGUGAUAAAGCACAAGAUGCCAAACACUCGAUAGAAACUAAAACAAGUGAAAUAAAGGAUGCUGUUCAUACCACCACGACACAGGUUAAAGAUGCUGUCCAAGACAAAGCGGGUAAAGUUAAAGACGCAGUCAACAACAAAACUGUCGAAGUGACGAAGUCUAUACAAGACACAACAAAUGCCGUCGGAAGCGCAAUAAACAGUAAAAAAGAUGACAUAGAAAAGGAUAUCCAUGACAAAGCAGACCAGGUUAAAGUCGCCACACAAAGUGAACUGGACAGAAUAAGGCAAGAAGCCGAACAAACUACAGAACAAAUUAAGAAAACUGCUGAAGAUACAAUAAAUGCGGCAGCGAGUAAGAAAGCAGCAUUACAAGGGAACAUUGAAAAUAAAUUCGAUAAUGUAAAGCAGGCUGGCAAAGACGAGCUUGAGAAUUUGCAACAGAGAGCAAGCGAUUUGCAAGAGUCGUCGCAGCAGGCGUUCAGUCACGCUCAAGAUUCCACCUUGAGUACUUUCGAUAAGAUCGAAAGUUCGGCUAAGGAUAAAGUGAACGACGCCAAAGAUACAUGGGAGGAUCUUCAAAGUUCCACGCGGGACACAUUCGCAAGUUUUAGGGAUGACGUCGGAAGCUCCGCGCAAGACACACUUCGUAGCUUCCAGAGUUCAGCGGGUAACACUUUCGACAGUUUAGACGAUUCCGCAAAGGAAAUCUUUGGUGGUGUGCAAACUACUGCGAAUAAUGUAGAGGCAGAAUCGAAGGAAUUAUUUGGAGAGGUUCAAGACUCCUUUGAAGGCUUCCAGGUUUCGGCUGAUAACAAGCUGGAAGAUAUCAAAGGGUCGGCGAAGGAGAGGCUCGAGGAGGCUGAAGAAAGGUUGCAUGACACGAAAGAGCGUGUGAAAGAGAGUGCGAGGGAAACUGAGCAGGCAGUCGCAGGAGCGGUCGCGGGCGAAGCGGACAAAUUCACCAGCAGCCUUAACAAUUUGGGCAAUUCUGUCUUCGGAUCGUCAGGCAAAGGAUUCAUGAAGGAUUCAAGCACUAAAUUAUUAGAGUCAGAAAAGGCACAAUCAUCCCCACACAAGAAGAGUUCCGGCUUUUUCUCCAAACUGAGACGAAAUCCAUGAAAAAUAUCAUCGAUCCGACACGCGACAAAUCUACAUUUAUAAAAUAAGCGUAGAUUUUAACUUUAAUCGUAAGGUCCAAUAUUCGAUUCCAAUGUAACGUUUUAAACGAAUGUACUGGAUGUGGUGAAGAUUCUCCAAUUGUUGGAAUAUAUAGAAGUUUAGCUUCGUCAGUUAAUGCUUAGAGCAUAUAGGAUACAAGCUGAUGCAUAGACAGUUAUCACGAGGUCGACAUUUGCCAAUACAUAUUGUAUAAUUCUUAUGUUAUGUGUCGAUAGAAAUCAAAUCCAAGAUUGUUAUAAAGUUACGAAACAUUUUUUUAAAUAAGUAUGAAUUAAAAAGUUUUAUCUAGGAUGUUCAUAUUUUAUUUUAAUUGUGACUUUGUUGGAUCUGACUUUUAUACUCACAUUUUACGGCCUCGAUAAACGCUUGUUUAUGUAAUUCUCAAUAUGCUAGAUCUAGCCGGCUCUUAGUGUCGCAACAAAAUACUCCGAAAAAGUGUUCCAUUUUGUAACUGCUUGUAAGCUUACAGAAAUGGUACGGCUAUAGAAACAUGAUAUGAUUUUAACCGUUACCAUUGUUAAAUGUAAUUCAUAUAAAAUAUAUUCAUAGUUACCAAUUAUGGUAAUAUCGAUUUGUAAUCGAUUAAGAUUUAACGUUAAUGUAAAUCAUAUGGACUAGAUCCAGGAACCGAGUAAAAAAGGUUAGCUUACGCAAAAUAUGAGUUAUUGGAAAUAAAUAAAUAGGUACCUAAAACCUUUUUCUCCUUACCUACUCAAUUCAUUCCUGGAUCUUCCGUUCCAAAUGUACUAAUUACUUUCAAGACUUAUAAAAUCAAUGGUGGCUAAAUGAAAUUAUACAAAAGUACAAUACAUUCGAUCCCACCGUGUUCAAGCAGACAUCGAUAAUGUUAUCGAUAAAACAAUUUUGUGAAUAUUCCAAAAUUGCUACAUACAAUGAAAUUGUAAAGAAAGCUAUUAUAAAGGUGCUGGAGUUGUCAAGAGUUUUAAAGGUCGCCCACACAUUUGCAACUAGACUAAUGACGCAAAUUGCCAACUGUACCUAUCAUUUCGACUCGGCAGUGCUAGGUACUAACGUUAGACAAAAAGUCGACUGUUCUCUUGCCCAAAUUUAUAUAAAUUUGACUAUGUUUAUAAAUACUUUGUUUCUCUAAGUUAUGCUUAAAAUUGAAAAUUUAUAUGAAUAUUAGAACUAUAGGAUACCUUGCAACAUAUAAAUUAAGAUGAUAGAAAUUCCCAUUAAAGUACAAUAUAUAUAAUAGUUCUCCUGUCUAUUGUUGUGUGGUUUGUCUUGUCAAGUUCGCUUAGUUACAACUGUGUGGCAGACACUUUAUUUCGAUUUAUGGUAAAAUAUAUUAUCGUCACAAAUCACUAUAUCCUUACUUGCACCAACGUAUUCAUGUUAACAACUUUUAUAUUUAAACUAUAUUAUCUAUUAUUUUUAAAGUUAUGCCAUGAUCGAGAAUUUUAGUGUUCUAACAUGUUUUGUAUGUACGGAAUUUUUGGUAAAUUGCAUUUUAGAAAUUCGUGUAUAAGUUAACCAUUUAUAAAUUUUUUAUCUAUAUUAUGACGUUUAGUAAAGUUGUUCAAUUUGUCUUCGUUCGACGUAGGUAUGUAGGUAUAGAGAAAAGUAAUUCACGAUUCCCCAGUUAUUACUACUACUUGUCUACCAAUUACUUAUUGUUUGGCACAAAUGUUAUUUAGGACUAAAUAUUUAUUUCGUUUUUUGGGAUAAAAUCUUACGCUAUUUGAAAGCAUCUUAAGAUGUAGCACAUUGUGUGGAUGUGGCAUUAAUUGUUUAAGUCGAUUUUAAUUUCACAAUUGUAAAUUGUUUAUGACGUAUUAUGUUGUGUGCGACUACAUACCUACUGUAUUUCUGGAUAACUGUGAUGCCAAA